AUGAUCAUCAUAGGUCUUAUCAAUGGUAUUUUAUCUAUGAUUACAUUUAAGAAUAAAGCAACACAUCAAGUUGGUUGUGGUUUUUUUUAUCUCUUAGAUUCAUCGAUUACUACUUUACUUAUAAUAACACAAAUGACAUAUAAUACAAAUCGAUUAUUCUUAUAUAUUCAAUGUUUAUCAAUGGAUUUUCUCCUACGAAUUUUUCUCAGUAUGGAUAAAUGGUUAAAUGCAUGUGUAGCUGCAGAACGAGCAUUUGCCACAAUAAAAGGAACUAAUUUUAAUAAGAAGAAAAGUAAACAAGUAGCUAAAUAUAUUAUUUUGACUCUUAUUUUCUUAACAAUUAGUACAACUAUUUAUGAUUCUAUUCAUCGACUUCUGUUAGAUGAUGAUGAUGAGAAACCAUUGAAAAAUUAUUUUGUCAAUUUGAACAUAUAUGAAUUGUCGACUGAUUCAACAGCAACAGAUGAAGAAAAAGAACAUGAACGUCGAUCAAAUAUUAUUUCAACUCGAAUCUUUGUCAUUGUUUUUAUCAUCGUUCUAGUUGGACUCGCUAUUAUUAUGAAAACAAGAAGUCGAAAUACACUUAUAAUAGUUGAAAAUCCAAGUGAAGAUCAAUUCACAAAUUUACCAUCGGAUACUCAUUGUUCAUGUUCUCGUAUAUCAUUAACCUAUGGUGAAUUUAUUUCAAUUCAAACUCGAUAUCAUCAGAUAUGUUCAAGUGAUUUUAUAUCUGAUCGAUGGAUUAAAACAAUUAAUUUUGGUUUAAAUACAACGUAUUUUUCCGCCUAUGACUUUCGAACAGAAGGGAGUGCAAUAUUUCAAUCACUUGAAAGUUUUUGUCGACUUUCAAAAGAUUAUGCUAUUCAAAGUAUUGAUUCAUUCAAUAAAGAUUUAUUUAUAACUCCAGAAGCUUUAAAAGAAUCUGUAUUUCAAUCCCAAACAAAUGUUACUAUUCAUCAGUUUCAAUUAUCAUCAUCUAUCGAAUUCACAGCACAAUUAGAAUUAAUACAAAAACUAAUAGCCGGAAACCGUUUUCUAUCUGCUCUUCAGACUGAUUAUAUGCAAUGGUAUAUGCCUUGGCAGGACAAUGCAGUUCUAAUUCAGGUACAUAAUCGAGCUUUCUUGGAUACACAGCAAUUCUCAUCAUGUUCUUGUCGGAUCGAUAUUGAUUGUAACAUAGAAUCAAUGAUAUUUAAUGAAUUCGAACAACCUUAUAUUGAGUAUCUUCCGCCUGAUGAUACAACAUUAAUGAAAAUUCCUGGAAUGUUGCAUAGCUGUUUACCAGUAAAUACAAUUCUUCUCUCAACAUUAGAAUGUUUUUACAAUCAAACAUGUUUAAAUAAUCUUGUUUCAUUAUUACCAACGACUGAAACUUUUACAGCAAUGUCACAAUUCGAACAAAGUCGUUACAAGUUAAAUUCAACAAUACAAACUAUUAUUGACAAUUUAAUGAUUGAAGAAUGGGUGAUCAAUAUUUCUUAUAAGAAAUAUUAUGACCAAUGUGCUCCUAUUUCAUGUACUUAUUUUAAGAAUGAGAAAUAUGAUUGGAAAUUUGUACUGACACAAUUAAUUGGUUUAUUAGGAAUUUUAAUAAUGGUAUGUAGUUUGAUCAUAGAAAAUAUAGUUGGAUUCA
Messenger RNA from Rotaria sordida, 1633 nucleotides. The record is from the annotation of a GenBank genome assembly. NCBI's taxonomy places the organism in Eukaryota, Metazoa, Rotifera, Eurotatoria, Philodinida, Philodinidae.